GAGGCUGAUUUGGUGUUGGGAGGGGAUGAGGGCAAGGAGUGUACAUACUCAAAGGGUUACAUGAAAAGGCAGGCGAUUUUCUCAUGCCUAACUUGCGCCCCAGCUGGUAAUACUGGGGUUUGCACUGCUUGCAGCCUUUCCUGCCAUGAUGGCCAUGAGGUUGUGGAGCUGUGGACCAAGAGAAAGUUCAGAUGUGACUGCGGAAAUUCAAAGUUUGGGGAGCUCUUCUGCAAACUUUGUCCAAGUAAAGACCCUGAAAAUGUUGACAACUCAUAUAACAAGAACUUUACAGGUUCUUAUUGCAUAUGUGGCCGCCCUUACCCUGAUCCAAAUGCUGAAGAGCAGGUUGAGAUGAUACAAUGCUGUAUCUGUGAAGAUUGGUUUCAUGAGAACCACCUUGGCCUCAACUCUAUUGAAGAGAUACCUAGAGAUGAGGAGGGAGAACCAACAUAUGAAGAGUUCAUCUGCCAAGAUUGUGCACUUAGUUUCUCGUUCUUAAAACUUUAUCCUUCAUCUAUCUGGGCUACCUUGAGGCAGAAGAAUCCAGUGAUAAGCACAGAUGAAGUAAGUUUGAAGCAACAUGACUCGUCAAUGCAAACACAUUUUGAAACUGAAAAUGGCAAUGGUGCUGAGUGUAUGAUGGAAUGUUUGAGUAAGCAUGCUCAAUCUAAGGUUGUGGCCACUGAAGAUUCCUUACAUGGAGAAAAUACAAGUGGUUUGAGUUCAGAAAAGGCUUCUGACAUAGCUCCUUGUUCUGAAAGCAUUCUUGGCCUAACAACUGAUAUAGUUCCUAGUUCUGAAAACAUUCUUGGCCGGACACCUGUUAUAGCUCCUAGUUCUGAAAGCAUUCUUGGCCAAACACCUGAUGUAGCUCCUAGUUCUGAAAGCUUCCUUGGCCAAACCCCUGAUAUAGAUCCUAGUUCUGAAAGCAUCCUUGGCCAAACACCUGAUAUAGCUCCUAGUUCUGAAAGUUUCCUUGGCCAAACCCCUGAUAUAGCUCCUAGUUCUGAAAGCAUUCUUGGCCAAACAUCUGAUAUAGCUUGUAGUUCUGAAUGCAUUCUAGGCAAGGCAAACUGAUAUAUUCCAAGUUCUGAAUGUAUUCUUGGUGAACCACCUGCGCUAGCUGCAACUUCUGACUGCAUUCUUGGCACCGACAUAAAUACCAUAUCCAUUGACAUGGGGGAGAGGAAACCUUUGUUUCUUUCCAAGAAAUGGAGAGAUCUUCUCUGCAGAUGUAAAACUUGUUCUGAUUUCUAUAAGCAGAAGGAUAUUAACUAUAUAAUUGACAGUGAGGAUUCACUUGAAGAAUAUGAGAAAAUGGCAAAGCAGAAGAGGGAGGAGAAUUUACAGAAUCAGGAAGGAGCUGAAUUAAACUUUCUUGAUAAAUUGGGUCAUGUUCAAAAGAUUGAACUCUUGAGUGGCAUUGCUGACAUGAAGAACGAACUCCGGUCCUUCAUGGAAUCCUUUGACUCAUCUAAACCAGUCACAUCAGCAGACAUACAAGGAGUCUUUGAAAAUCUGGCCAAGAAGAAGAAGCAAAGGCUAGAAUAAGUUAAAUCAAAAUUUGCAAAUCUUUUCCUUCAGAAAACUCAAUGCAUCUAACUUCUGUUGAAAUCUGGUGGAGAGCAAGACCAUGCUUGUUUGUACAUUUAAUUAGGGUAAAGUUUGCCUGCAUAAACAUGUUUGAAUGUUCUGGAUUAUCUAUUUCAAAUAGUUGAUAUCAGAUAUAUCAAGACUUUGCCGUGAUACUGAUGACUAUAUAAUUUUAAGUCGUGUGUUUGUAAGACUAAGCUUGAAUCAACAGCAUUCUGUAUCAUGUAAAAUGGUUUAAAUUAUCAUCUAAUAUCUGCCCAUAUUAAUUUCAACUA
This is a messenger RNA of Dioscorea cayenensis subsp. rotundata (Guinea yam), 1868 nucleotides long. RefSeq lists its product as uncharacterized. NCBI's taxonomy places the organism in Eukaryota, Viridiplantae, Streptophyta, Magnoliopsida, Dioscoreales, Dioscoreaceae. Gene Ontology annotation, cellular component: cytoplasm. The record is from RefSeq and is a predicted model, not a curated record. Gene Ontology annotation, molecular function: ubiquitin protein ligase activity; zinc ion binding.